Molecule: messenger RNA, 453 nt
Organism: Bipolaris sorokiniana ND90Pr
Lineage: Eukaryota; Fungi; Ascomycota; Dothideomycetes; Pleosporales; Pleosporaceae
Exons: 1
Coding region: 216-377 (53 amino acids)
Source: RefSeq, a predicted model, not a curated record
CGCGGGAGAAGAAUUUGCUUGUUCCGGCAAUUGGGUCGUGAUUCUUGAAGCAGAAGAUCUGCAAAAACCUAUGAAGAUCUCAGGCUAGUACCAGUCUCCGCGUCACACUGGAAACCGUGCCAUGCGCUCAUCACGAAACAGGAUACCCGGCUUGAUCAGGAUAGUUUCUAGGCCAAAGUCUCGUAAAAGCGCAACUGUCCGGCCAGGAUAUCCUCAUGACUUGGCAACCAGACUCUCCCAGCAUAGUGGCGCUGAUCUCCAGACUUGCCGUGUCCUCCAUCAUCUUCCCCAUGGCACUCCCCACUCUUUCAGAACGCCCAAGUCCUUUCUCCACACGCCCUCUAACAACAUCAUGUGGGUCUGUUGCUGCCGGCUAAUCGAGGGAAAUUGUAUAUCACUCAGCUAGUCAUUGCGGUGUGCGGUGAAGAGCCCUCUGCAGCUUGCAGUCGCCCG